AUGGAUAUACUCGAAGAUCUCGAGAGAAACAAUAUGCCGGGGAAGUUGAAGCAUACACCAUCGGGAUUGUUACUGGUACCACAACCCAGCAAUAACCCAGCAGAUCCUUUGAAUUGGCCACUACGGAAGAAAAUUGGUGUUUUAAGCUUGGUCUCUUUAUGCACUUGGAUAGGAAUUGCGCAGACCUUAGCCAACCAGUCAGGAUUUUUCGCACAAGCAAAGACUUACCACAAGACUGCAAACGAGUUAUCCUACUCGGCAUCUGCCGGGAUUGCGGGACUGGCCACUGGGCCUUUCCUCUGGGCUAUUCUGGCCCAGAGGAUAGGGCGAAGCUCUUGUAUAUUUUGGGGUUUACUUGGGAUGCUAGGGUGUAGCGUCUGGUCCGCAUCCAUGACCGGGCGAAACCAUUACAUCCCCUUUAUCAUCUCUCGCUGGAUCGGAGGAACGUUUGGCUCCGUAGCCUCGACCAUUGGGGCUGGAACUAUCUUGGAUCUCUUUUUCCUCCACCAGCGUGGGAAAGCAUUCGCUGUCUACAGCGUAUGUACCCUGUUCGGUGUUCAAUUCGGACCGACUUUGAGUGGGUUUAUUGUUGAGUAUGCUCCUUGGUCGAUUCAAUUCUGGUGGGGCGUUGGUGCAGAGGGAAUUCUUGCGAUCAUUGUGUUUCUUUUUCUGGAGGAGACUGGCUUCUCGCGUGAUGGCAAAGUUUACCCUACCCUUCCCGAAGGAUGGCUCUCCAACCGGAUUGCUACUUUCUUGCCGGGUACCGCGACUGUCCCACAGUCCAAGGAUGAUGGUCGGCGGUCUGCCAAGGCUUUGCUCUUUGUUGCUGCAUGUCCAGUGACCAUUGUGACAGGCGCAGUGCUCUUCUUAGCCUUCGGAUGGGCCGUAGGUGUAGUGACGCUGACUUCGGUUUUCCUGGGUACUUCCAUUGAAGAUGGCGGCUAUUCAUUCUCUCCUCUACAAGUGGCCUGUUUCACUUUCGUCCAGUGGAUUGGUGUAGCAGCUGCGGAGAUAUGGGGGGUUUUACUCAAUGAUCGCAUUCCGUUGUGGUUCACCCGUCGGUACUGUAAUGGUGUCUGGAAGCCUGAGAAUCGACUUUUCCCUUUGCUCUGUAUGCCAGCCAUCUUGCUUCCUGUUGCCCUGGGAAUCUUCGGUGCUGGCUUGCAGUAUCAUUUGCAUUAUAUGGUCCUGGGACUGGCCAUCUUCUUGUUGCAGCUCAGCGAGGUCUCACUCGUUCCUGUCAUAGUGAACUAUGGCGUGGAAUGUUUUACAGAUUACUCACAAGAAGUGGUGAGUAUCCUCAAUUUUUGUCGAUUGGCACUCGGUCUGACCAUUCCCUUCUUUAUUGGCGAGUGGCAAGCGGCUGUUGGUACGGCCUGGGUGUUUGGAAUGAUGGCGCUGUUCAGCAUUUUUGCAUUUUCCCUCGCCGGACUUCUGGCCUGGAAAGGGGACAAGCUUCGCAGCUACUCGUUUGCGAGUCUGCAAAAAUUAGAAGGAGGUGUGCAAUUAAUUGAUUCGCUUGGGCCGACUACAGACGCUUGCUGA
Penicillium verhagenii is the source of this 1545-nucleotide messenger RNA. RefSeq lists its product as uncharacterized. The record is from RefSeq and is a predicted model, not a curated record. Lineage: Eukaryota; Fungi; Ascomycota; Eurotiomycetes; Eurotiales; Aspergillaceae. Gene Ontology annotation, biological process: transmembrane transport. Gene Ontology annotation, molecular function: transmembrane transporter activity. The transcript is spliced from 2 exons. Bases 1 to 1545 code for a protein of 514 amino acids.